Pipistrellus nathusii (Nathusius's pipistrelle) is the source of this 4350-nucleotide messenger RNA. The record is from the annotation of a GenBank genome assembly. NCBI's taxonomy places the organism in Eukaryota, Metazoa, Chordata, Mammalia, Chiroptera, Vespertilionidae.
AUGAAAGCCUAUCUAAAGAGCGCCAAAGGCUUUUUUGUCCUGAACAAAAGUACGACGAUUGGAAGGCACGAAGACUCAGACCUGGUUCUAGCGUCUAAGGACAUCGACAACCACCACGCGCUCAUCGAAUACGAUGAGGCCGAGGGCAGCUUCGUUCUCCAGGACUUCAAUUCCCGCAGCGGCACCUUCGUCAACGACUGCCACAUCCAGAACGUGGCCGUGAGGCUGCUGCCCGGGGACCUCCUGAGGUUCGGGUCCGGGGAGCUGAUCUACGAACUCGUCACGGAGAACCAGCCUCCCCCGGUCUCCUUCCCGUGGAUGGGGGGCGCGGCCCGCUGGCCAAGAGCACAGCCGCCUGGGUUCGCAGAGCAGCCGGCCCACUCGCCUUUGCCGCCACAGAUGCCCUUCCAGCCGGGCGUCCAGCCAGCGCCAGCGCACAAGAACUGGUCCCAGGCCUUCCCCAGGCCGACCACGGCCCCGCCGGCCUGCCACAGGCGGCCCAUGAGCGCCUGCGGGAAGAUGUUCUCCUUCGUGGUGGAGGGCGCCCCCCAGGCUCCAGUCAUCAAGCAAGUGUGGGCCAGCGCCGCGGAGCUGCUGGAGCAAUCGGUGGCCGAGGGCAUGGCCGGGGCGGCCCCUGCCGGGGAAUUCUACAUGGACCAGGACCUGGCCCAGCAGGACAAGGAUGAGGUCAUCCUGAUGCUGGGAAGAGAAGUCAGCCGCCUCUCGAAUUUCGAGCUCGAAUCCAAGUACAAAGACGCCGUGAUCAUGAACCUGCAGAACGAGCUGGCCAGCCUGAGUCAGUCGCUGCUGACGGAGACCACCUUCCCCAGGGGCGAGCGGGGGGCCCCGCAGAAGGGCCCGGUUCUGAACGAGUACAUCGACGCCAAGCAGAGAGAGAUCCAGAGCCUGAAGAGCCAGGUCAGCGCCCUGCAGCAGGGCUACAGCCAGGUGCUGAGCCAGACCCUGUCCGAGCGGAACUCGGAGAUCAGCUUCCUGAAGAACGAGGGCGAGACCUUACGGAGGGACCACGCCAUCUCGUCCGGGAUGGUGUCGUCUUUGCAAAAAGACGUGGUCGCCAAGGAUGAGGAGGUGCAACAGCUGAAGCAGGAGGUGAACCAGCUGAAGAGCGAGAACAAAGAGAAGGACCGCCAGCUGGAGGCCAUCAGCUCCAGAUGCUCCCUGCUCAAGGAGGCGCUGACCAAGGAGGAGGCCCAGAAGGAGCACCGGGAAGCCCAGGAGAAAGAGCUGAAACUCAGCAAAUCCCAAAUCCAAAACAUGGAGAGAGAGAUGAGGAGGCUCAGGGAGGAGCUGAAGAAGAGCACCUCUGACCAGAGCAUGGUCUGCAAGACGCUCCGGGAAAAGAGCAAGGUUGAAGAGAAGCUUCAGGAGGAUUCCAGAAGGAAAUUGCUUCAGCUCCAAGAAAUGGGGAGCAGAGAGAGCCUCAUUAAAGUCAAUUUGGAAAGGGCAGUAGGUCAGCUGGAGCACUUCAGGAGCCAGGUCAUCAGGGCCACGUACGGGCGAGCCAAGCCGUUCCCGGACAAGCCCGUCAGCGACGAGCAGUUAAUAGAGAAGAUCAUCCAGGUCACAGAGGACAAUGUCAGCUUUCAGCAGAAAAGGUGGAAGGAGAGCCAGCUCAGCCACUGCAAGCAGGAAGCGCUCGCCAAGAGCAUCGAGAGGCUGCGGGCGUCACUGGACAGCUGCCAGGCGCGCAUGAAGCAGUCCUGCUGCAGCACGGACCUGAGGAAGGAGGUGGAGCUCCUCCAGGCCCUGCAGGUGAGCCCGCCGGUGUCCGGGCUCCAGAAGGCGGCGCUGGACCUGGUGCGCCUGUCGCAGUCCUGGCUGGAGGACGCCGAGGGGCUCCUCCGGGACGUGGGGAUCCAGCUGCCCGGCUCCGACAAAGAUCAAGGUCAGCAGUUCUCAGGAAACUCAAAAAUCUUUGCUGCAAGAGACACAACAGGAGUAUCUGGCAGAGAAGGAGAAGCUGAGCAAAGAGAGGCAACAGCAAGAGGAGAAGCUGACAGCCAGAGUCAAGUGGCUGAUGGAAGAGAAGGCGGUAAGGCUUUGGAGGAGAGAAUUACCGAAGAGAAAAACAGAGCGAAAGAAGCUCUAGAGGAAGAACAGAAGAAAGUCCAGGAGCUGGAGGAUCGCUUAAGCCACCAGAGGAAGGCUUUGGAGGAGAGCUUUAUGCAAGAGAAAGGCAGAGUGAAGGAAGCACUGGACGAAGAACAGAGGAGAGUCUACGAGCUGGAGAACCGCUUAACCCGCCAGAAGGAGGUUUUGGAGAGCAGCGUGGCCCACGAGAGGAAAGUAAAGGAGGCCUUCGAGACCGAAAAGAGGCGCGUGCAGGACCUGGAGAACCAGCUCACCCAGCAGAAGGAGAUAUCAGAGAACAGCAUCGCCCAGGAGAGACAGAAGGCGAGGGAGGCCAUCGAGAAGGAAAAGAAAAGGGUGCAGGACCUGGAGAACCGCCUGACCAGGCAGAAAGAGGAAAUGGACCUGAAGGGGCAGAAGGAAGACGUUCUGAAUAACAAACUAAAGGACGCGCUGGCGCUGGUGGAAGAGAGCCAGAGGACAAAGGCAGCUGAGAGUCUGAAGGCGGAGAGCCUGGCCAUGAAGCUGAACGAGGCGCUGGCAGAGCUGGAAACCGCCAAGACAAAGAUGGUCAUGAUGGAGGGGCGGAUCCAGCUGCAGCAGCAGACCAUCAAGGCGCUCCACGAGGAGCAGGAGUCUCAGAAGCAGGGCUUCGAAGAGGAAGUCGCCGAGUACAAGGAGCAGAUCAAGCAGCACUCCCUGACCAUCGUGAGCCUCGAAAAGAAGCUCCAAAAAGUGACGGAGCAUCACAAGAAAAUAGAGGAGGAGAUCGCAGCCUUGAAGGACAACGACCUGGCCCAGGAGAAGGGAGCGCAGCAAGACCGCCCGCCGGGGCCCCCGCCGGAGAGCCGCACCAAGGACGCAGUGUGUGACCACAUGAUAGAGGACUUGUUGACUGCUCAGAAGGAAAUCCUGUCUCAGCAGGAGGUCAUCAUGAACUUAAGGAAAAACCUUACGGAAGCCCACAGCCGGAUGUCAGAUCUGAGAGGGGAGCUUAGUAAGAAGCAGAAGGUGGAACUGGAGAGGAACGUGGCCCUGGUCCAGCAGCAGAACAAAGAGCUGGGGGCGCUCAAGGAGAAGAUGGCCCAGGUGACAGGCCUGGUGGAGAAGAAGGACCGGGAGCUGGAGACCCUCAAGGAGGCACUCAGGGCCUGCCAGGAGAAGCGCAGGCCCCCGCCGCCCAAGGAGAAGCCCCCGAGGCCCAGGAGCACGGCCCAGACGUGCGGCAUCCCCGUGCAGAUGGAGCCCGUCCCCACCGACACUUGCGUGAGCAGCCAGGAGGAGCAGUCCUUCUGCGACCUCGGGGCCAAGUGCAAGGGGUCCCGGCACGAGGAGGUGAUCCAGCGUCAGAAGAAGGCCUUAUCCGAACUGCGGGUGCGAAUCAAAGAACUCGAGAAGGCAGGCUCCUCCAAUGAUAAGGUCCACCAGAAUAAAUCAUUUCAAGACUUAAAGACUCUCAGAAUGGAAAAGCACAUCCAGAAAACGUUGGACGCAAAGCCCGAUUGGCCAGUUCUCUCAAGAACGGAGAUCCAAGCGUCUCAAAAUGGCUUUGCCAGCCUGGCCCCCGAGAAGCCGGGGAGAAUGGACAUGGCCGAGGCCUUGGAUCUCAGUGAAAAGCUGUACAUGGACAUGAGCAAGACGCUGGGCAGCCUGAUGAACAUCAAGGACAUGGCGGGCCACGUGUCCAUGAAGCACCUCUCCCCCAGAGAGCGGGAGCGGGUCAACCAGCUGCGGCAGAGGGACCUGGACCUGGUGUUCGACAAGAUCACGCAGCUCAAGAGCCGGCUGGAGAGGAAGGAGGAGCUGCUGAGGGGAUACGAGCAGGACAUCGACCAGCUCAGGCAGAGCACAGUGUCCGUUCAGAUGUACCAGUCACAGGUGGCCAAGCUGGAGGACGAUGUCUACAAGGGGGCCGAGGAGAAGGCGCUGCUGAAGGAGGCGCUGGAGCGCACGGAGCUGCAGCUGCGCCAGGAGAAGAGGGUCAACAGGGCCCGGCGGCAGCAGCAGGAACGUUCAGAGGAUUACGAACUGAGAAAUUUGAAAGAAUCAACAUCUUGCAACUGCACCUUCAAAGAGAAAGAGAGGCAGAGGCGGGUGUUUGUAGAGACGGUGAAGAACAAGAUGCAGAACGCCGGACUGCAGGCUAGAGCCAGAAAAGCCGCCCUAAAGACAGACCAAGGAAGAGAGACGCUGAAGAGAGAGUCCUCCAGCAAACCCAGCCGGAGCCUGCCAAUCUCCAAGCCUGGCGGGAGGAGCUAG